Molecule: messenger RNA, 813 nt
Organism: Ostreococcus lucimarinus CCE9901
Lineage: Eukaryota; Viridiplantae; Chlorophyta; Mamiellophyceae; Mamiellales; Bathycoccaceae
Exons: 1
Coding region: 1-813 (270 amino acids)
Source: RefSeq, a predicted model, not a curated record
AUGGAACUCUUCCAACUCCGCGUCCCCGCCGGCGCCGGCCGCGCCUUCACCCCGUCGCGCGGGUCCAUGGUCGUCCUCACCCACGUCGCCCUGACGUGCGAGGGCCCGAAACGCGCGAGUAAAGACGAAAGAAUCACCGUCCAAGUCGCGACCAGAGGUGGCGGCGGCGACGGGAAAACCGACGCCAUCGCGCUCGGCAGCGUGAGCGACGCGCCCGGACGCGAACAGUUCGCCAUCGGAGGCUCCGGGCUGUGCUUCGGCGACGGCGAACGAGUGGUGGUGUCGCACAACGGACGCGAGGCGGAGGUGUGCCUCACGGGGCGGGUCGAGGCGACGACGGCGUCGCUCGGCGGCGACGAUUCGAGCGAUGAGAGCGAAGAGAACAGCGAAAGUAACGGCGAAGAAGACGGCGAGAGCGAUGAUAGCGAGAGUGAGAGCGACGGUGAGGAGGACAUGAUGGUGAAGGCGAAGGCGAUGGCGAAGGCGGCGGCGGCGGCGAGACGAGCCGAGGCGAGCGACGAAGACGAAGACGAAGGCGAAGACGAGAGCGAGAGCGAGAGCGAGAGCGAGAGCGAGGAUUCCGAACAGGACGAUUCAGACGAAGAAGAAUCUGAAUCCGACGAUGCGUCGGACGACGAUAGCAGCGACGACAGCAGCGACGACAGCGACGCGUUGCCAGGGUCCAAGCGCAAGGCGAACGCCAAGGAGGCCAAAUUUGAAGACGCGCGAGACGCCCGUCGCGGCGGACGCGGCGGCGGACGCGGCGGCGGACGCGGCGGCGGACGCGGUAAGGGUAAGUUCGCCCGUCGAUGA